AUGGCCGACCUCCACGUGCAGUACAUUCUUGCAGAGGCUGCCGACGCGGAAGCUGUGGCAGAUGAUGUUCUUGGGCGUCCAGAGAUUCUGGACGAGUCGGGAGACAUCAUGUUGGCCGCUGAGAACGCGGACAUGCCGCUGCCUGCCAAAGGCGGGCCAAAGCAAAAGGCACGGGCUGCCCGAAAGAUCCGGCCGCAUGAGCUCUGCCCUGGUCAAUUGGGUCACGCGUGCUGUUUCUCCUUGCGAGAAAGCGCGCUUGGCCAGCCGGCAGUUCUCCCGAAGGGCGAGAAGACGUGCGUGUGGUGCAGCCCGGAGCGUCUGCAGAAGGUGCUUGCAGAACCUCAGCGUCGCAAGCGCGCGACACAUGCCUUGCGUGUCUGGACCGACGCCGACCAGGCUGCAGUUCUGACAAGGGCUUGGGAGCGUUUGCCGGCGUCUCACCACGCUGCUCUUCGCGCUGCUCUUGCGCGACCUUCCCGCGCUAAAGCUGCUGUCUCUGCGCGCAAAGCUGCCGCCGUGGAAAGGCAGAGCUGGCACACCUUGCUCAACCACCGGGUGAACCUGGGCUUGCCCAUGACCCCCAAUGCGGAGACGGUCUACCUCGCCAAGAAGGCUGACGACGACAGGCGUCUCCGGGCAAAGUUUGGCGCCAUGAUGCAGGCGAGGGAUGCUGGCGACAAAGACUGGCGGUCGCCCGCGGCUGAGCGCUUCGAGCAAUGGUGCCGUUCCUCGUCCUGGCUUCUUUGCGAGCAAUGCCUUCGACUGGAGCAGCGCCCGGUUCAACAGCGAGACAUAGUUGGCACAGGCCCGCGCAAGAACACCGUGCGCAAGUGCCAUCACUGUCGGUCAGGUGCAGGGUACCCCACGGUCUCCGCAAACAUGAUUCCGGAAGAGCUGCAGAACAUCUCGCUUGACGUCUUGUGGGCGGUGCGUCCCCUCGAGCCAGAUGUUGGCCUGCCGGUCUUCGCCAAGCACGGUUACCGAGUGCACACGGACAUGAUCCGCUUCUGGUGGCGGCCGCAGACUGUGGAAGCGCAGCUGGAAUCACUCGAGGACGAGCAGGAUCGUGCCGCAGCGCAGAUGCACGAGCGCUUCUUGCGUCGACACCGUGCAAGCCUGACGGGGAUGGCUGACGAUCGGGCGCUGCGGCUUCCCUGGACCAACAUGUGCGAGACCUGCAUUCGAAAGGCAGAUGUUCGGCGCAGAGACCGCCGUGAUUUGCAGCCGGCGCCUUGUCUGGUGCCUGGGGCGGCUUCUGACGAUGACGCCGUCUCCGACUCCGACCAGGAUGAUGCGGAUGUCCGCGAGGAGGAAGAAGAUGCUUUCAAGGACGAUGCAGAGGCUCCCGCACCCCUGGACUUUGCGAAGCCCGGCCGCAAUUCUGCAAAGGCCGCCUAUCUGGCCAAGGUGUUGGGCUCCGUCCUGGGCUACGGAGCUGACUAUGACCUUUUCCAAUUCGUGUAUGAUCUUUGGUUGUGGAGCGCGCUGGGUGCCAAGAACAACACGGCCGAAGCGCCAUUGCGCCUGGCCAUGGCGGGCUAUUCCGAUGAGAUGACGAAGCUGCAGCGCUGCAAGCUGCGUUUGCCGGUGGCUGAGACGCUUCACAUAGCUCACGUCCUGGCUCAGGCAGUGCAAGGCUUGUUGACGGGCGCCAACAACCAGCGCUUGGGCAGGGGAAAGGCCAACGAAGCCCCCUGGACGAGCCACAUCUUCGCCGCCAAGGACGGCACGGGCCGCAAGACCGUCCUCAACUUCUUCGGGCGCUUGGAGUACCAGGCCGUGAAGUUGGAGGAGAGCCUGGCCGCCACGGUGCCGGCCGACAAUCUCGUCAUGAGUUCUCUCGUGGAAGGCUCGCAGCGCUCCUGGACCGGCAGCGGAUGGCCACUGGAACCCGGAGCAUCAUGCUACGAUGCCUCCGCAGGCGUGUUGCGGCUGCAUCGCACAGAGUCGGACUACAAUGCUGUCGGUGUACGUCUCCGGCUACGUUCCCAAGUUCUCCACAGUUUCACCACGGAGUGGUUGGCAGACGCGUGCAGCGACUAUGCGGUCGCCCGGCGCGUGCUGACGGACUAUCAUCCGCUGGAACCAGAGAUGACAUUGCAGCUGGCCAUGCAGUGGUUUCCGCAGUGCUUUGCAGGGAGUACUUUGCAGCGCUUCCGCGCGCCUGUGCCGUGGGAGGGCGACUUGCCCGAGCGCGUGCAGCAGUACAUCAACAGUACCUGGCACGCCGUGGACAUGCCCCUGGCAGACUUUCUGCGGAGGACAAACCGGUCCGGAAGAAUUCAUCAGGCCUUGCGUAAGAAGUACAAGCAGUUCGUGGCCCAGGAGCUUCCUGGCGAGGAGCCCAUGGAGUCCUUGGAGACCUGGGCCAACAGCGCUUUGCUCGCGGGCGACGUGGCUGUGGCUGCCAUCUACCUCUCCCGGUACAAUGACUGUUACUAUGGCCAGUGGGUCCUCAUGAACGUGCCCUUUCAGUCCCUGGACGACUUGUACCGUCCGGAGCUGGAGCUGGUGCUGCCGCACCUCUACUAUCAGACGCUGGCGUUUCUUCUGCGCCCUGCUGACUGGAUGCGUGAGGAUGCCAUUCGGGCCAAGCUCGAGCUGGAAGCCCCCAGAGAGCACCAUGUGCGCAACAUCCUCGCCAUGCUCUUUGCGAAGCAGGGCUUGAUCCGUCGCUACCUGUCUGGCGAGCUCGACAAGAAUGAGGACCUGCGCGGCAGCAGCAAGGGUGCCGAAGAAGUCGCUGGCAACACUGAUGUGGACUUGUCCGGCAAGCAGCAGCGCAUUGCGGACGAGCUCGUAGAGGCCGUGCAGCAAGGCAUGGACCAGAAACGGCAGCGGGAGAACGCGUGGAAGGUUGAGGAUGAUUGGGUGUCCAAGGAUGCUGCUGACAUAGAUGAAGAGGGUCCUCCGGCGCGAUCGGCCUUUGCCGUCCUUGGUCCUGGCAAGACGACUGCGGUGCAUGCCGCCAUUCGUCGCGUCAGUCAGGCCGGAAGUCGGAUUCUUCUGACGGCUCCUACAGGCCGCCUGGCAGCCACGCUGCGAGAGAGGUUACCAGAGCUGGAGGUCGACACGGUGCUGUGGCCCUACGAUCUGAUCGUCGUGGAGGAGCGCCUUCCGACCUUGGUCUUCGUCGGCAACUUCUACCAGCUGCCUGGGGUCGACCCGACCAGUGCCCUGGACUCGCCUCUGUGGCACAGUGUCCUCGUGAAGAAGCGAGAGCUGCACACUAUGCUGCGCUGCAAGUGCGCAAAGCGGAGGCAGACCCGGGAGCUCUUGCGGGUUGGCAAGCCCACGCAGCAGCAGCUGCGGCAGAUCAAGGCCGGCCACAAGGCACCGUCUCGACAGAGGGCGGGCUACGUCAUGAACGCGGAGCCGAGCCAGGAAGACGUGGCCAACAUCCUGGCGGAAACCCCUCACACCCUCUUCUUGACCGUGAGUCGGCGUGCCUGCGCCGAGAGCAAUGUGAACAACUUCGAGCAUGGCAAGAUGGUGGCCCAAGCCCCCGUGGAGGUGCCCAUCUACCGCGGCUCCCGCAUUCUUCUCACGAAGAACCUCAACAAGUCCAUUGGCUUCGUCAAUGGCAUGGGCGCUGUGGUGCUCGGCAUCGAUGGCGGCAACAUCAUUGUCAAGACGGAUCAGGGCAUCCGCUUGGCGGUGCACCCUUGGACCUCCGAGGACCGCAUCGCGCACUUUCCGCUCCGGCUUGGCUAUGCAAGCACACUGCACAAGGUGCAGGGAGCCACGCUGGAGCACAUCACGCUGUGGCUAGAUGUGGCCAACAUGCCGGCUGCGGCCUAUGUCGCCCUCAGCCGCGUGGAGUACGAUGCCAACUGGCGUUUUGUGGGGGACCCCGGCAUCCACCACUUCACACCUGCUCGAUUCCACUGA
This is a messenger RNA of Symbiodinium pilosum, 3891 nucleotides long. The record is from the annotation of a GenBank genome assembly. NCBI's taxonomy places the organism in Eukaryota, Dinophyceae, Suessiales, Symbiodiniaceae.